ACUACGGAUUACUGACUUUACAAACUGACCACAUUAAUGGUUGAAUGUUAUUAUCUCAAGUCAUUUUAUUGGACCGGACUAUGAAACACAAGUUUUACACGUUUUCAGGCAUUUAAAUAGUUAUUUAAUACAAUUGUUCAAGUGAUGAGGUUCAUUAUUUGCCUGAGAGCCAAAACUCAGGGCGGAAACGCGUCACAUUCUCGGGUCCGCGCACGAGAGCGCGCCCGGCUCUCGCAGAAGUGACGGUCUGUCCGCGCGUCUCCCUGACAACGCCACUAUUGAUAUGCGGCUCGUCAACGCCCGUGACGUCACUAAACGUCUUCAGGAAGCGCCUCCACCUGCACAGGUGUGCUCGGUUUCCCUGGUAUCACGUGACCUGCGUAGUUGUGCGCUUGGGUCUAGAACCGCGGAAGUGAAGAGAGAGCUGAGAGACGCGCGCAGCUCACCUGUCCGCAGGUGAACAAACGGAAAAAGACAAAAUGAACAACCCGAUCCCCUCGAACCUGAAGUCGGAGGCCAAGAAAGCCGCCAAGAUCCUGAGAGAAUUCACAGAGAUCUCCAACCGCAACGGACCCGACAAACUCAUCCCUGCUCACGUCAUCGCAAAGGCAGAGGGUCUGGCCAUCAUCUCCGUCAUCAAGGCCGGCUUCAUGAUCACCGCCAGAGGAGGAAGCGGCAUCGUCAUCGCCAGACUGCCCGACCGACGCUGGUCGGCACCGUCGGCCAUUGGCAUCGCCGGCCUGGGAGGAGGCUUCGAGAUCGGUGUGGAGGUGUCCGACCUGGUGAUCAUCCUGAACCACCGGAGGGCCGUGGAGGCCUUCACAGGCGGGAACUUGACGCUGGGCGGCAACUGCACCGUGGCCGUAGGACCCGUCGGCAGGAACGUGGAAGCUGAUGUGGCGAUUCGCAGCACUACGGCGGUCUUCACCUACUGCAGAUCCAGAGGGUUGUUUGCCGGUAUUUCUCUGGAGGGAUCCGGCCUCAUCGAACGCAAAGAAACCAACCGCAAGUUCUAUGGGAGGGAUAUCAGAGCGUCUGCCAUUUUGUUGGGCGAUGUGGAGCCACCGGAUGAAUGCCACAACCUUUACCACAUCCUCCAAAGCUACACCGAGGCCUACACCACCGAGUGGACCGCCAAGAACAUGCGUCCCAAGUCGUCUUUUACUUCAUCAAGACCUCCAGCUCCUCAGAGACCGCCUUCCAGCUACCAACAACCGCCCUCCAGCUACCAACAACCGCCCUCCAGCUACCAACAACCGCCCUCCAGCUACCAACAACCGCCCUCCAGCUACCAACACCAUCAACCGCCCUCCAGCUACCAGCGACCGCCAGCCAACACGGGUAAAAAUGCCAUCUACCCCAACAUCUCCAUCUAUAAAUCUGAGACUUCAGAUCAAUUUUCCUCCAGAAACUCUGCAAACAACGGCGGUGGCUCGUCGGUGGGCGGGGCCAGCGGGGAGCUCGUCGUCACGGCGACGCACCCGUUCUCCGGUCAGCAGCCGGGCGACCUGAGCUUCGCGCCUGGCGACCGCAUCACCGUGGUAACCAAGACCGACUCGGAGUACGACUGGUGGGAGGGGCGACUGGCCGACGGGCGCCUCGGCAUCUUCCCCGCCAACUUCGUCACAUACUGAUGCCCCGCCCCCCUCCCCCCCCCGGUGGUUGGAGUUAUGGGGUUUGGGCAAAUUGAAUCAAAAGGUGACGUUGACCUUGCUCUGAGGUACUUUCAAGGUUAAAAGGAUCAGCAACUAGGGACACAAUUUAGUCUUCCAAAUAAAUUCAUUACAGUAAACUUCUCCACAUUAAUGAAACUUCCAAAUAAUUGAAAAAGUACAAAUGGAGAAACUCUGCUGUGACUUCCUGUUCUUUCCCCUUUAAACCUAAACCGAAUUUAAGGUACUUCAGAAUAAAAGCACUUUUCACAACACUUUUUGGCAGAAAAUAAAAAUAAAAAUGUAACUUUCUUCACUGUGUUCGUUUCAAACUGUAUUUAAAAGUUUAAUUUGUGGGAUCUGUUACGUCAGGAUGUUUUAUUAAAAGAAAGCUAAAUGAAUUUGUAUAAUAUCUACAAAUACAGAAAAAGCUCUGUGAAAUCCACCAAAGUAGGUUGUUUUAAUGGAAUA
Pungitius pungitius (ninespine stickleback) is the source of this 2123-nucleotide messenger RNA. It is a transcript of the gene sh3yl1, whose product is annotated as SH3 and SYLF domain containing 1. Gene Ontology annotation, molecular function: phosphatidylinositol binding; protein binding. NCBI's taxonomy places the organism in Eukaryota, Metazoa, Chordata, Actinopteri, Perciformes, Gasterosteidae. Gene Ontology annotation, biological process: regulation of ruffle assembly. The transcript is spliced from 10 exons. Gene Ontology annotation, cellular component: ruffle membrane. The coding region runs from base 480 to 1634 and encodes 384 amino acids. The record is from RefSeq and is a predicted model, not a curated record.